AUGGCUGCUAAAAAAUCUGCUGCAGAUAAAAUCCUAUUGCUGUUCGACUUGAAUGGUACGCUCGGCUAUGUGAAUAAGAAUCUCAAAACUGUAUCAUAGCAAGGUAUCUACACUGGAAAUGAACUGAUCAAGCCAGUCUUCUAAGAUGCACAUUAAUAAAUCUAUCAAAGACCUAAUCUCAAAUAUAUAAACCAUGAUAUCUUGUUGAAAAUGAAAGAUAAAUUCGAUAUUGGAGUAUGGUCAUGUCAGAGUCGAGAAAACACCCAGGUCUAACUCAAGUACCUGUUCGGCAGAUUCUUUCCUCAGAAGGGCUUGCAGGGAAAAGACUAUGCAGAAUCAGUAGAAGAAUAAGAAAUCAAGCCAGUGCCCAUUUCAAGAAAUCUAGGCUCGAUAUUCCAGAAGUACCCCUAAUAUGAUGAGCAGAGCACAAUAGUGGUUAGCAAUUUCUAUAACAAGAUGGAAGACUUCCAAAGAAAUGACUUAGUCCUGCCAAUGUAUCAUCCAAAAGUUGGCACUACUGACUUUAUUGAUGAUAGGCACAUGCAUUUCUUGUAUCAGUACUUGAAGUUCAUACUAUCCUUGGACACUGCAGUAGGGUCAGACAUCAGAAUUAGAAUGGGCUAUGCUUCAUACGAGGCAUUCAUUCAGAGGUUAGUUAAGUAAUCUAAAAUUGAUUCCUACAACUAUGGCAAGAACACUACUCCAGAAUUCUGA
This is a messenger RNA of Stylonychia lemnae, 714 nucleotides long. NCBI's taxonomy places the organism in Eukaryota, Ciliophora, Spirotrichea, Sporadotrichida, Oxytrichidae. The record is from the annotation of a GenBank genome assembly.